UCUGAUGGUCUAUUAUAUUUACAGAUUGUUGUCUUCUCGAAGGAUUAUUGUCCACAUUGUAAGAAAACCCAAAAAGCGAUAAAUUCGUUUCAACUUAAAGAAAAUUCUUUAGAAUGGAUUGAAAUUAACAAACGAAGUGAUGGUGAUGCUAUACAGGAUUAUUUGGUUGAAAUUACUGGCGCUCGGGUUUUAUUGGACUUAAACUUAUGA
Dracunculus medinensis (Guinea worm) is the source of this 210-nucleotide messenger RNA. The record is from the annotation of a GenBank genome assembly. Lineage: Eukaryota; Metazoa; Nematoda; Chromadorea; Rhabditida; Dracunculidae.